Molecule: messenger RNA, 651 nt
Organism: Daldinia caldariorum
Lineage: Eukaryota; Fungi; Ascomycota; Sordariomycetes; Xylariales; Hypoxylaceae
Exons: 1
Coding region: 194-604 (136 amino acids)
Source: RefSeq, a predicted model, not a curated record
CUGUAGGUACCAUGUAACGGUAGGUAGGUAGAUAAGUAAGGUAAGGCGACAAACGACAAAACGUCAGCGGGGCAGUCCACUAGGUUUUAGGUACUUGUGGAGCCCAAAACUGGCCAAGGAGCCCCAUGGAGCUUGGGUAUAAGUGAAUAUGCUAAGACUUUAUCAGAAAUGCCGAGGACAUAUUUUCUGAUCUAUGUGGGUCCAUAAGAAUCCGAAAAAAAUAACGUUCCAGUUUUGCGGCGUAUCUAGAAUUAGAAGCUCAAAGUUGCGAUAUGUGAUAUUUUGUAUGGAUCUUGUUAUUAAUGAGAAGGGGGUCAAUAGGCGGUCGGGUUAUCCGUGCCUCGGCUCUUGGAAUUGGAAAGUUAUGCGCAAUCACCUGUAUCAAAUGAUUAUGGUACUAUGGGUUUCUGGGGGGGGGGGGGGGGUUUCUCUCUUUUCUCUGCUCUUAGGCGCCUGGUAUAUUACGGCCGAAUAUACCGAGUAUAGGGGGCGCAGAGAUAUUAAAUUUUUUUGUAUAACCUCAAACUCUAGCUUCGCUCAGUUCGCGGUGGCUACUUACAUAUGUAAUAUGCAAGAAUCGCCAAUAUGUUACCGCCAUCGGUAAUAACAUCUGCACGUACGAGAAAUUAGCAACGGCUACAAGUAGAGAGA